Molecule: messenger RNA, 579 nt
Organism: Cololabis saira (Pacific saury)
Lineage: Eukaryota; Metazoa; Chordata; Actinopteri; Beloniformes; Belonidae
Product: histone H3
Exons: 1
Coding region: 11-421 (136 amino acids)
Cellular component (GO): nucleosome
Molecular function (GO): structural constituent of chromatin; protein heterodimerization activity; DNA binding
Source: RefSeq, a predicted model, not a curated record
ACCAGUCGCCAUGGCCAGAACCAAGCAGACCGCUCGUAAGUCCACCGGAGGCAAAGCCCCCAGGAAGCAGCUGGCCACCAAGGCCGCCCGGAAGAGCGCCCCGGCCACCGGCGGAGUGAAGAAGCCUCACCGCUACAGGCCCGGUACCGUGGCUCUGAGGGAGAUCCGCCGCUACCAGAAGUCCACGGAGCUGCUGAUCCGCAAGCUGCCCUUCCAGCGGCUGGUGAGAGAAAUCGCUCAGGACUUCAAGACCGACCUGCGCUUCCAGAGCUCCGCCGUCAUGGCCCUGCAGGAGGCCAGCGAGGCUUACCUGGUGGGGCUGUUCGAGGACACCAACCUGUGCGCCAUCCACGCCAAGAGGGUCACCAUCAUGCCCAAAGACAUCCAGCUGGCCCGCCGCAUCCGCGGGGAGAGAGCUUAGACCGUCUCCCCUGUAACCACAACGGCUCUUUUAAGAGCCACCAACAUCAACACUAAAGAGCUGCUUUUCCUUUUAGUAUAUAACGUGAAAAAUGCACCUUUGUCUGUCCUGUCCUAAUUAGCAGACCAGGCUAUCUUGGUCUGAAGCCUUUUUUAAUA